This is a messenger RNA of Nematolebias whitei (Rio pearlfish), 2107 nucleotides long. It is a transcript of the gene pros1, whose product is annotated as protein S. The transcript has 14 exons. Gene Ontology annotation, cellular component: extracellular region. The record is from RefSeq and is a predicted model, not a curated record. The coding region runs from base 1 to 2040 and encodes 679 amino acids. NCBI's taxonomy places the organism in Eukaryota, Metazoa, Chordata, Actinopteri, Cyprinodontiformes, Rivulidae. Gene Ontology annotation, molecular function: calcium ion binding.
AUGUGGGGACAGAAUCGGGCUGUUGGGACACCUUUGACUUGUUUCUUGCUCCUGGUGACUCUGGUCGACGCUCACCCAUUCCUGAACCAGAGCACAGCCUCCCAGUUCCUGAUCCGGCACAGACGAGCCAACUCCCUGUUCGAGGAGAGCAAGAAGGGCAACCUGGAGAGGGAGUGCAUCGAGGAGCUGUGCAACAAAGAGGAGGCGAGAGAGAUCUUCGAGAACGAGCCAGAGACGGAGUAUUUCUACCCUAAAUAUGUCGUGUGUUUGGGUUCGCACCGUGUUGGCAUCAACAACCAGAACUCAGACUCAAACAUCCCAUUGGACCUUCGGACCUGCGUAAAAGAGAUCAGUAACCAGUGCACACCGUUCCCGUGCAGUAAGGACGGUUCGGAGCGCUGCGUAGACGGCCAGGCCUCCUUCACGUGUGUCUGUAAGCCUGGCUGGAAGGGACGGCGCUGCGAGGACGACAUCGACGAAUGUUCGGAUCCCGAAUUUCCGGCAGGAUGCAACCAAAAGUGUCACAACUUCCCUGGUAGUUUUCGCUGCAUGUGUGAAGAUGGCUACUUCCUCAAUGACAACAUCAACUGUGUUGAUAUCAAUGAAUGCUUGUUGUACCCUAGUCUCUGUGAAGAACCAGCUAAAUGUGUCAACAUACCAGGGAUGUAUGAGUGCAGGUGCCCUCAGGGAUUUAAAUACAACUUCACCUCCAAGUCCUGUGAUGAUGUGGAUGAGUGUGGGACACAUGUGUGUGAAGGAACUUGUCAUAACACAGUGGGUACUUUUACGUGCCACUGUGAUGGUCGUGAGGGUGUUCGUCUGGCAGCAGAUGGUCAAAACUGUGAAAGUAUCCCCGUUUGCGUGAAGCUGGAUGACUACAAACACCCGGAGAUGCUUUAUCUAGGGGAGCAGUUUGCAGGACUUCCUGUCAUCUACCUGCUCUUCCGCCUGCCGGAGAAUACAAAGUUUUCAGCUGAAUUUGACUUCCGGACAUUCGACCCAGAGGGGGUUGUUUUGUAUGCAGAGUCUUCCCAGAACUCAUGGUUUAUGUUGGGGCUGAGAGCUGGUUGCAUUGAAGUCCAGUUCAAAAAUCAGCACACGUUCCAGGUUACGAACGGAAGAAAACCCAUCAAUGAUGGGCAAUGGCACGUGAUCUCUGUGGAUGAGCUGGAAAGCAGCAUCAGUGUGAAGAUCAGUAAAGAGGCGGUGAUGAGCAUCAACAGCCCUGAGAGUCUCUUCACUUCGGUUAACGGCAAAUUGGAGACUAAAGUCUACAUCGCCGGUCUUCCGAACCGCACUGACAACAUCAUCAAGCCUAUCAAUCCUCGACUUGACGGCUGCAUUCGGGGCUGGAACCUGAUGAACCAAGGGGCGUCAGGGGUGAAGGAGGUCAUCCAGGAGAAGAAGAGCAAACACUGCUUCGUGCAUGUGGAGCGAGGAUCGUUCUUCUCCGGGGCCGGACUGGCACACUUCCACGUAGACUACAGUGAUUCUGGGAGCUGGUUUGUGGAUGUAAUGAUGAACAUCCGUCCCUCCAGCAGCUCAGGUGUCCUCUUUGCUCUUGUCUACAACAACAGCGUCCCCCUGUCGGUUGCCGUGGUAACACAGGGGGAAGAAGAUGCGAACCUGCAAGUAUUUUUGGAUGGUGUCACCGUGGCGACGCUGGACUCACUGAUGCUCUGUUACCCUGACCGGCUCACUGUGCACUUGAACGUGACACCGACAGGAAUUCAGAUCUCAGCUAACUCCUCCACCGUGUCCUACAUGAAGUCGGAUGACCUGCAGGAGGCACUGGAGCACCUCAAUGCCACCAUGCAGAAACCAGUCAGCACUUACAUCGGUGGGAUACCAGAUGCCGUCCCGUUACCUGCCACCCCCGUGUCGGCCUUCUACCACGGCUGCAUGGACGUCACCAUCAACGGCCAGCAGCUGGACUUUGACGAAGCUCUCAGCAAACACAACAGCAUAAAGUCUCAUUCCUGUCCUCCUGUCUUAACACGCGAGACUCACCCUGAUGGACUGAACCAACACAGGAAGUGACUCAAAUUAAAAUGAAACCAGCCCUUAAAUUAGGCAGCAUCCCACUUAUGUUACCUGUUGGCGUAUC